Messenger RNA from Solanum verrucosum, 858 nucleotides. RefSeq names its product putative F-box protein PP2-B12. The record is from RefSeq and is a predicted model, not a curated record. NCBI's taxonomy places the organism in Eukaryota, Viridiplantae, Streptophyta, Magnoliopsida, Solanales, Solanaceae. The transcript has 4 exons. Gene Ontology annotation, molecular function: protein binding. The annotation marks the transcript as partial.
CACCCAAUGGAGAAAGAGCAAAGCGAAGAAAAUGAGAGCAAUAAUACUCGUCCUUGUCUGUCGAUGCUACCAGAGGGAUGUAUCGCCGAGAUCUUCGCCUUUACGAGCCCGCCGGAUGUUUGCCGCUUUUCCUUAAUCUCUACAUCUCUCCAUUCUGCCGCCGAUUCUGAUUCCGUUUGGGCAAAAUUUCUGCCGUCCGAUUAUCCGUCCAUCAUUGCCAAAUCACCGACUCCGAUCCCCAAUUUCCGAUCGCUCAAGGAUGUCUAUGUUUAUCUCUCCGAUCAUCCAAUCUUAAUUGAUGAAGGUCGCAAGACUUUCUCACUGGAUAAAUGGACCGGAAAGAAAUGCUACUUCUUAGGUGCAAGAGAUCUUAAUAUAACAUGGGGUGAUACGCCAGAAUAUUGGGAAUGGACUUGUGUACCAGAGUCCAGGUUUCCAGAGGUGGCUCAGCUGAAAUUUGUAAGGUGGCUUCAAAUUUGGGGCACAAUAAGAGCUGGGAUUCUAUCACCACUGACAUCCUACACAGCUUACUUUGUUUACAAGUUGGGAGAUGAUUCUUAUGGGUUUGAUACUAGACACAUGGAAGUUUCAGUUGGAAUUUCUGGUGUUGAAUCUGCAAAUGGGCGGAUUGCUUUUUUGCAUCUGAAUCCUCAACAUCCUAGUAACUUGAAGCUUGAUAAACCAGUUCCUAAACUUAGAGAUGAUGGCUGGUUUGAGUUGGAAUUAGGUAAUUUUUUUACUGAAAAUGAAGAUGAUUGCAUCGAGUUAAGAAUUGAAGAUGUGAAAACUGGUUGUACAAAACGAGGCCUUAUUGUUGAAGGAAUUGAGAUAAGGCCAACAAUUGCUUAACCAUUUUAC